Messenger RNA from Diospyros lotus (date-plum), 1688 nucleotides. Its product is annotated as alpha-(1,4)-fucosyltransferase. Gene Ontology annotation, cellular component: membrane. The record is from RefSeq and is a predicted model, not a curated record. Gene Ontology annotation, molecular function: alpha-(1->3)-fucosyltransferase activity. Bases 269 to 1486 code for a protein of 405 amino acids. Lineage: Eukaryota; Viridiplantae; Streptophyta; Magnoliopsida; Ericales; Ebenaceae. The transcript is spliced from 3 exons.
CAGGUCAAAUAUGGCCGAUAACAAACAGACUUGGUCUCUGAAUUGUGGGGGUGUUGAGACUGAGAACCCCUCAAGUCCAGUUUCUUCUCGCCUACCUCCGUCCAUGGACACAUUCACUUUCGAUCUAACCGAAUGAAAAGCUAAAGCUCGAAAGACAUCGAUCGUUUUUCAUGGUCGAAUUCCACUGAUCUCUCUCUCUCUCUCUCUCUCUCUCUCUCUACGCCAGGGAGAGAAAGCAAGGAGAGUGGCCCAAUUCCCGAUCCCUAUCAUGCCAUUGAAAUCCUUCAACUCCUUCGCAGUCGCACUCAUGCUCGGCUUCGCUCUCGUCAUCCUCUUCUUCUCCGGCCUCCUCGAAUUCCCGUCCGCUGCUUCUCCGAUCCCGCCCGUCAAGCACACCGAUUCUCACCCGCGAUCCGUGCCGGAGCCGUUCCGGGACCUGUUGGCUGCGUUCAAGAAGUGGGACGCUCAAGUGGGUUGUUCUCGCUUCAGAGAGAAGCACAAACGGCCGCCAGAAAAUGGGUCCUCUUCAUCGGCGCUGCAAGAGGGCGGCGGUGAAUUGGGUUGCGGCGAGCUGAAAAUGAAACAUGUGAGUGUUUUGGUUAAAGGGUGGACUUGGAUACCCGAUAAUUUGGAUAAUUUGUAUUCUUGCCGCUGUGGGUUGAGUUGUCUGUGGACCAAAUCUUCGGUUCUUGCUGACAAGCCUGAUGCUUUGUUGUUUGAGACCACAACACCUCCAGUUCAGAGAAGCAAUGGCGAACCUCUUCGUGUGUACAUGGAUCUUGAGCCUGGCAGAAAGCGAUCAGGUUUUGAAGAUCUGUUUGUUAGUUAUCAUGCCAAGGAUGAUGUUCAGUCUACUUAUGCCGGUGCUCUUUUCCAUAACAAUCGAAAUUAUUACUUGUCGUCCUAUAAACGCAAUGAUACACUUGUUUAUUGGUCCUCAUCUCGUUGCCUUCCUCGAAGAAACCAGAUCGCGAGGAGUGUGCUCAGUUUGCUGCCUCACCACUCAUUUGGAAAGUGCCUGAACAAUGUAGGGGGCCGAGACGUGGCGCUUAAUCUCUACCCCGAGUGCCUCAAAGAUGCUAGUUCGGCCCCUAAAUGGUGGGACCAUUUACACUGUGCCAUGUCUCACUACAAGUUCGUGCUUGCAAUUGAAAACACCGCGACAGAGAGCUAUGUCACAGAGAAACUAUUUUACGCCCUGGAUUCAGGAUCGGUCCCAAUCUAUUUUGGUGCCCCAAAUGUCUGGGACUUCGUCCCCCCACAUUCGAUAAUAGACGGGGCGAAAUUCUCGUCCAUGGGGGAACUAGCUUCUUAUGUGAAGGCCCUCGCGAAUGAUCCUGUCGCCUAUGCAGAGUACCAUGCAUGGAGAAGAUGCGGCGUGUUAGGUAACUAUGGGAAAGCGCGUUCGCUGAGCCUAGACACGCUGCCAUGCCGGCUGUGCGAGGCAGUGAGAAGAAGGGGCGGGAGAAAAGCAAAAGCUUUGUGAGGUUGGCCCCGUGGUCUGUCCAAAUUGCUUCAUAUUUUUUUUUUCAUCUUUUCGUAUUGUUUCCACCACUUAGAUGAUGGAGCUGUGACGAUAUAGUGAUUUAUUAAUUAAAAGACGUAGCUUGUAUUUAGCGAGACCUCUUCUAGCCUCAAUGUAGCAAAGGAAACAAGAAAAAGAGAUUUGGUCGAUGCCUAUUUUCUUU